Chara braunii is the source of this 939-nucleotide messenger RNA. The record is from the annotation of a GenBank genome assembly. Lineage: Eukaryota; Viridiplantae; Streptophyta; Charophyceae; Charales; Characeae.
GCGGUGUUCGGGCAGGGCUGAGAAGUGGGGGGGGGGGGCACAGACAUCUAGAUGUGUAUAAGAGACAGGAAGAGAGCUGCUGAACUGGAAGAAAAGGCGGAGCAGGAGAGAGAGAGAAAGGUGGACAUCAUUGAGGCAGCAGGGAGCCUGAGGAGCAAUAUGGCCGCACAGAGAGAAAAAGCGAUGGAGGCGGCACGGCAGAAUAAUCGCGAGAAAGAAAGCGUGUUCUUGUCUGGCCUAGAGGCGUCCAUGUACACCAACCCCGGCGGCAAUUAUUGGGCGACCGUGGCGGGAAUGAUCGAUUUCGAUUCGAAGCCGGAGGAGAAGGUGCCGACGAAAACUGCCACUAAAAGCGGAGCGGACAAAGCAGCGGACAAGAAGAAAUCUGGAGGGGCAGCAUCUGUAGUAGUGAACAAGCCUAAGCCCGGCAAAGCAACAGAUCUGACUCGAAUGAGGCAGCUGUUGCUGAAGCUGAAACACAACCCUGGCGGUGGAAAACAGACGGCAGCUGAGACGAAGGGAAUGAACGACGGUUCGCGACAUGCUCCUCAGCCUGGACCAGUUGCUGCGACCGGGGUGUCAUCUACUCAAUGGAGGGAUAAUGUCUUUUUCUGAGUUUGCAGCGAGUGGAAGACCUGGUCGUUGGAUGGAUGGUAAGAUCGAUGGUGAGGGAGGGGACCCUCUCCAAGCUGAUAUGCUAUGGAGUUGUCCAUCUCUCCAUCCGUUCGGCUGGAUUGAUGUGAUGAUGCUCUGUGGUUCUCAGUCAAAUCCUUCCGUCUUCUUCCGGCCGUCGCCACCUCGAAUGGGCGGGCUAUGGUGCAAGGCCUUGAUGCUCCCUCCCCCGUCACCCCUCCCUCUUUGUCCCCUUUCACUCCAUCUGGUGCCCUGUGUGAUGUUUUCAUCACUCGUCUUGUUUUCCCUUAGAUCACUCUUUUUGUU